Molecule: messenger RNA, 1566 nt
Organism: Chara braunii
Lineage: Eukaryota; Viridiplantae; Streptophyta; Charophyceae; Charales; Characeae
Source: the annotation of a GenBank genome assembly
GGGCGGCACCUCCACUACACCUUACACAAAGGAAGAGGAGGAGAAGAUGACCGCCAUUCUGAGGGAAAGGAAAGAGAAGAAAGAGGCAAAAAAAAAGGCCCUACAAGAGGAGCAGGCGGCAAAGUUGAAAAAGAUAGAGGAGGAGAUGGCCAGAGAGAAGGAGAGGUUGAAGAAAGAAGAAGAAUCGAAGUUGAAGGAGGUGGAAGAAGAAGAGGAGGAAGAUGAUUAGCCACUGGAAAGGAGAAGAGAACAGCGAGGGCAGUACAGUGGCAACAAAAGUGAGGAGAUGGAAAAAAGGAUUUCAGAGUGGGUCGCCAAUUUGUCCUUGGGAGAAGAAGAGGAGGUAGCUAUGCAUAUCCCCAAGGACGAGCAGGAAGCCGCUAUGAAGGAGUGGGAAGCAGAAGGAGAUGCUCUGAAGCGGCAAGCGAUGGAAGAUGAGAAGAGAAUGGAGUGGAAGUUAAGGAUGAUGAGGGAGAAGAAGAAGAGGGUGGACGCGGUAAGUGCAGCGGUCAAAGAGUUAGAGGAGGUGCAGGAACUGAGUUUACAGUUGACCCCUCAGGUAGACCUCCAACGAAAGGUAGAGAUCAUUGCUCAGAGUGUCGAGCGCUUGGCCCGAGUACUGGAGGAACAAUACGAGUUCAGUAGAAGUCAGGAUAUGGCUGUGUGUUCGAUGCGGAUGGGAUUUCGGGACUUUGCUCGCGAACUCGUAGGCGUAGUAGGAGCCGAGGUGAACCAUCGCCUCGAGAAACUGAACGCUUCUGCGUCGGCACGAUUAAAGGCGUCAAGGCGGCAACUCCCAAGGAGGAGGAGGCACGUCCUCACAGGGAGCCAGUCAAAGGCUAAUCAGCACGUGUUGAUUGCGAUUCAUGCGCUUAGAGAUGAAGCCGCCAGUUUCGCGAGGUCCCUAGUCCGCGCUGCCAACUGCAAUGAAGAUGCCGUUGCGUACUCCACAUUCACCCCCCUCGCCGAGUUUAUGAAAUUAUUGCGCGAGCGAUUCGCUGAUGUUGCUCGUAGUGUUAAGGUCUCCGAUACGCUGCAAACUAUCCAUUCCCGUCAGUGGAAGAGCGCGAGGGCACUCAAGAGCACAAUGGAUGAGUUAGUGGUUGUUCCUGACCACGGGGUCACAGAGCCCCAAUUGGUCAACCUCUUCUACCGGGCUAUGCCCGAAACGUUUAGAGGGCACUUCUUCGCGAAGAGCCAAAACCCUGCUAUGACGUAUGAUGCGCUUAGCAGGGAAGUGGUGGCGUUUGAGGCAAAGUCUGUGUCAGUUUUCAUUUUCUGGCACAAGGACUUAGACAAGGGAAAGAAGUGGAAGGGUCACACUAUCUCAGGGCAAGUUAAGACUAAGGAUAGUCUUGUCCUUACCUUAGAUGAAGGUAGUGUCGACGAGAUCCCCUACGAACAGAUUGAAUGGGGGUUAGAGAAUGAGGACAGCGGCGCGAGUCAGGGGAGAACUUACGCCGCUGUCGUGGCUGGAGGGAGGCCGCAAGGAGGAGGACGAGGCUAGGGCCAAGGGGGCCGGGCCUCAGGGAGCUGGUUUCAGGGCAAUCAAGGGGUUGGCGGUAG